Molecule: messenger RNA, 300 nt
Organism: Thelazia callipaeda (thelaziosis nematode)
Lineage: Eukaryota; Metazoa; Nematoda; Chromadorea; Rhabditida; Thelaziidae
Source: the annotation of a GenBank genome assembly
AUGUCAUCAAAAUGUGAUCAUGAAUAUAAAAGUGAUGGAGAUGAUCAAGAUGAUGAUUAUUAUAAUCAUGAUGGUGAUGGUGAUGGUGAUGUGAUGGUAAUAGUGAUGACGACGAUGAUGAUGAUAACAACUAUUAUUAUUGAGGAAUUUUCACAAGUGUCAAUAAAAGACAUAAACUUUAUUCUAGUGUUAACUACUUGUCCUUCUCCCUUCACUGACCAACAGCAUGCUCAAAUAUUUACCACAGCAAUGAAUAUCAUCUAUGUUAUGAAUAAUAUAAAUACGCAAACUUCACUUUAA